This is a messenger RNA of Adineta ricciae, 355 nucleotides long. Lineage: Eukaryota; Metazoa; Rotifera; Eurotatoria; Adinetida; Adinetidae. The record is from the annotation of a GenBank genome assembly.
AUGCGAAUCAUCUUAAGUGUAAUUGCAGGUUUCUUUUACAUGUGUCGUUUGGAUUAUUCACCAUUGGGAAGAAAACUUGAAAUAUUAGAUUCAGGAUUUGCUGCUUAUUGUGGUUUUAUUCAUAUCGAAGCAACACAUCGAAAUCCGAUCAUGUUGACAAUGGCCAGUUAUUUGUAUGGAGAAAUGAAAAGAAAACAACACUUAACAGAUAAUUCAAUGAUGGUGACUUCGAUUGAAAGAAAACGUGAAAAGAAUUCAUCAAACGCAGUUCGUCGAUGGCAUUUAGCAGUUCUUUUAUUACGAAAUCCAUCCUUGGUAUUGUUGAGAAAAAGUGCUCUUGCUGCAAAAGAAGAUA